This is a messenger RNA of Colossoma macropomum (tambaqui), 2811 nucleotides long. Its product is annotated as zinc finger and BTB domain-containing protein 5. Gene Ontology annotation, cellular component: nucleus. The record is from RefSeq and is a predicted model, not a curated record. Lineage: Eukaryota; Metazoa; Chordata; Actinopteri; Characiformes; Serrasalmidae. Bases 261 to 2414 code for a protein of 717 amino acids. Gene Ontology annotation, molecular function: DNA-binding transcription factor activity, RNA polymerase II-specific; protein binding; RNA polymerase II cis-regulatory region sequence-specific DNA binding. The transcript is spliced from 3 exons. Gene Ontology annotation, biological process: regulation of transcription by RNA polymerase II.
CCAACACGUAGCUAACUAGCUUUCGCUAACGGAUACAUCGCCGUGCACUCACAAUGGGGAUUUGCUGGCCGUUUUCUUCUGGGACUUUACAUAAACGAUGAUUCACGAGCUACUGUGUGAUGAAGGAGUUGACAUUCCCUCGUUUGUGAGCCUUUAUCUGUGUGUAUUUACUGGCUAGUCUGCGCUCUCUGUGAGUUUACUAACGUUAGCUGACAGGCUAACUAGCGGGACGACGGAACGAGCCUGCGGUUAUUAGCUAUAUGCACGCAAAGAUCAUGGACUUUCCUGGGCACUUUGAGCAGAUCUUCCAGCAGCUGAACUACCAGCGGGUCCAUGGCCAGCUGUGUGACUGUGUGAUUGUGGUGGGUAACCGUCAUUUUAAGGCGCACCGUGCUGUGCUGGCCGCCUGCAGCACGCACUUUCGUGCUUUGUUCACCGUUGCAGAGAGCGAAGCCAGCAUGAGCAUGAUCCAGUUGGACUCUGAGGUGGUGACUGCUGAGGCCUUCGCAGCCCUUGUGGACAUGAUGUACACCUCCACAUUGAUGCUAGGAGAGAGUAACGUCAUGGACGUGCUGCUAGCUGCGUCACACUUGCAUCUAAAUACAGUAGUAAAGGCUUGUAAGCACUACUUGACCACUCGGACGCUGCCCAUGUCGCCACCUGGUGAGCGCGGCAGCCAGCACCCGGGUAGUCAGGCUGCUGCUGCGGCUAACUCUCGCCUCCAGCGCUCUUUUCUGCUGCAGCAGCUUGGGUUGAGCCUAGUAAGCUCUGCCCUCAGCGGAGCAGAAGAAGGGAGUGGAGCUGGCAGAGGGCCGGGAUCAGUUUCAGGAAGUGGGUUGGUAGAGCAGCGAGACAGUUACCCCUCACGUCGCUUCCAUAAGCGCAAACAGGCCUUUUCUCUGAUUCGCUCUGAGGCAGAACGCUUGCGGCAGAGGCCCCGCCUCUCUUCACAGUCUGAGGGGACUAUGAUGGAAGGGGUAGGAGGAGCUGUAGGGGAGGAGCUUCUUUCCCCAGAUUCUCACAAUAAAGUCACAGAUGAGGAUACCAAACUGGAUGUGGUUGCUGGCGUGGUUGCUAGUGACGACAGUGAUUUGCUAGAAGGAAGAGACUACCGAAGGUCCAUGGGUCAGGAGGAUGUGCAGCUGCCCAGUCAAUCAGAUGGCGGGAGAGUAAGCAGGGUGGAGCAGCCCUUGCUGUUGCCACACAAAGAAGAGUAUCCAGAUACAGGGCGUGUCCAUGGUGAGGGAGUGCAGGUGAAGGAUGGAGCCGAGGAUGAAGAGGCACAGCAGGUGGUGGUGAAAAGCGAACCACUCAGCUCACCUGAGCCUGUCGACGAGACCAGUGAUGUAACCUCGCAGGCUGAGGGCAGCGACCAGGUGGAGGCAGUGGGUGAGAAGCUGGAACUGAGUCCAGAGGGCAGCGAGCAUAGCUUCAGUGAGCCCCAGCCGUGUGCCGACCUGCUCCUCACAGGAAGCAAGGGCCCUGCCGGAGGAUUAGAAAGAGGAGGAGUGGGGAGAGAGGAGCUCUCUUGCAGUGAGGCUCUGGAGUCCACCUCCGGAUUCCGAAUCUCCAGCUUCCUAAGCACUAAGGGCUUUGAAUGCAGUGCAUCAUCUUCAAAUCCAGCUGAAAAUGUUCCAAACACUACCACAGGAGAGUGCCGGUUGGAUCGCGAGCCCACUCGCUUCAUUUUCGGAUCGGAUUCGACCAGCACGUCAUCCACCCUCCCUCCUUCUCAGAACCUGCUUUCUGGAGAAGCUCAGGAUGUCUCCGGCCUGUCCGCAGAUGCUCUUGUCUUGCGUCCGUUCCAUGAUGGAAUAGCGUCAUCGUCAUCUUCCUCCUUGGUGAACUCUCGAGGUGGAACAGCAGAACAGCUCACGCUUUCAUUCCAAAGGAACAGCUUGGGCUUGCACGCCCUUCCACGAUUGUCCCGAGGUGGCACCAGUGGGUUUCCUGCUUAUAGACGCAUUGCCCCUAAGGUUACACCAGGGGGCACUUCAGUGCGCACAGAUGGUGGUAAUAUGCAAGAUGUUGCCUCGUCUUCGUCAGCAUUGCUAAAUGGCAUUAGCUUUGAUGGCUCAGUACCGGGAGGACAACACGGAAACAACGCAAAUUUUAAUCCACCGCCCCAGUUGACCCGGGCUUCUGCGGACGUGCUGUCCAAGUGCAAGAAGGCGCUCUCAGAACAUAAUGUUCUGGUGGUGGAGGGGGCGCGAAAGUACGCCUGCAAGAUCUGCUGUAAAACCUUCCUGACGCUAACAGACUGCAAGAAACACAUCCGAGUUCACACGGGAGAGAAGCCGUAUGCUUGUCUGAAGUGUGGCAAGCGCUUUAGUCAGUCUAGUCACCUGUACAAGCAUUCAAAAACAACCUGCCUCAGAUGGCAGAGUGCUAACAUGUCAAAUACCCUUCUUUAAGUCUUUAGCUCAAGGCUUAUUAUUCCGUUAUUAAACUUGCAGCUUGUUAUUUAUUAAGUACGCUGAAUUUUCCUGAAGUGCUAUGAAACUAAUAUGAACUGUGCGAAAAGUCAGAGACCACUUUUUUGUUUAUAUAGUUUCCAGUCAGAUACGGCCAUUAAGUACAAGUUAUUCAUUUUCAGGGUCAGAAAAUAAAGCAGAAAACAUUAUUUAACAAAAAAUAACACAAAAGCAUCAAUAACUAAAUAUGAGUUUUUCAGUAUUUAGUGUGUCCAGCCUUUGCAUUUACAGCUUCCAUUCUUGCUUUCAGUUUUUGAAAGAAAUCUGCAGGGAUAUUUUUCCACACCUCCAGAGUUCAGUCUUAGGAGAUUUUCUGCUUCUCAUUAUCCAAGUAAUU